AAAGGCACGUAUGAUGAGUGGUUAGUGCUUCUUUAGCUUCUCUCAUCCAUAAAGGUGUGCGCGUGCCGCCGCCGUGUGCGCGCACGUCGCGUCUCCGCGCUGGUGCUGAUGAGAGCUGCUCCUCUUCAGUUUCAGGAUCGACCUCCUCCUCUUCCUCCUCGCGCCGCUUCCUCUGCAGGUGGAUGGAGGCUGGAAGCCCCGGGGUCUCGCACCAUGAUGCUCGGGAGCCGAUGCUGAUCACAGAGCACCUCCCUCCCUUCGCGCCGGGGACCGCAGCCCUGAUGACCCUCUGCUGACCACUGGGUGUCUCCGGAUCCAGCCCGCGGACCAUGGCAUGCGGCCCCCGCCGGGCCCUCAGCGCUGACCAUGGGGCUCCGGUCCAGGACCGUCGCUAGCGGCUCGGAGGAGCAGAAGAAGCCCCCCGGCGCUCCUCCUCCUCCCGGGGAUUUAUUGGACCAAGGCGGCGGCGCGGAGAAGGAUGGCGCGCUGCUGCUGGUGGGUCCGGUCCGGGGCACUCAGGGCAUCGGUAUCGGGCUGCUGGCCAAGACCCCCCUGAGCUACACCCGGCCCGUGAAGAGGAGCGCGAUCCGCAGGAGGAGGAUCCAGAACCUGAUCUACGACGCCCUGGARAGGCCGAGAGGAUGGGCGCUGCUCUACCACGCCUUCGUGUUUUUAAUCGUUUUGGGAUGUUUGAUUCUGGCGGUUCUGACCACAUUCAAGGAGUACGAGAAAGAUUCUGCUCACUGGCUGCUGGUUCUGGAAACCUUCGCCAUCUUUAUCUUCGGAGCGGAGUUUGCUCUGAGGAUCUGGGCGGCGGGCUGCUGCUGUCGCUACAAAGGAUGGAGGGGGAGGCUGAAGUUCGCUCGCAAGCCUUUGUGUAUUUUAGGUAAAGUGGAGCUGAUCACAGCCUGGUACAUCGGCUUCCUGUCUCUGAUCCUGGCGUCCUUCUUGGUCUACCUGGUGGAGAAGGACGACGGCUCCAUGAACGUGUCGGACCAGGAGAACCCCACGGUUCAGACCCAGACUCAGGACUUCGACACGUACGCCGACGCUCUGUGGUGGGGGCUGAUCACUCUGACCACCAUCGGAUACGGAGACAAAACCCCUAAAACCUGGGCCGGGAGGCUGCUGGCCGGCACCUUUGUUCUGAUCGGAGUUUCUUUCUUUGCUCUGCCUGCAGGGAUCCUGGGCUCGGGUUUGGCUCUGAAGGUCCAGGAGCAGCACAGACAGAAGCACUUUGAGAAGCGGCGCCACCCGGCGGCCGGGCUGAUCCAGUCUGCCUGGAGAUAUUACUCCACCAAUCCCAUCAGGGACGACCUCAUCGCCACCUGGAGGUUUUACGAGACCAUCAUCUCUCUGCCCUGUUUCAGCCAGAAGGUAAGUUUACUGGAGCGGGUUCGUCAGUCCAACCCAAGACCGUCUGUGGUGAUGAGCAAGAAACCCCUGGCUGAGUCUGUAGAGGAUAGUCCCUCCAAAGAGCCCAAACCCGCCGGGUUCAGUAACCGGGAACGCUUCCGGACCGCCUUCCGUAUGAAGGCCUCCACCCUGCGUCAGAGCUCUGAAGAUACUGGAGCCCUGCAGGACCCAGCCUUAGAGGAUCGAGGGUUCCCCCCAGAGAUCCUCCUGGAGGAGAUGAUCCCGACCCUGAAACUGGUCAUCAGGGCGGUCAGGAUCAUGCAGUUCCUCCUGAACAAGAAGCGGUUUAAGGAAACUCUGAGGCCUUACGACGUCAAAGACGUGAUCGAGCAGUACUCUGCCGGACACCUGGACAUGCUCUGCAGGAUCAAAUACCUCCAGACCAGGAUCGACAUGAUUCUGGCCCCUGGACCUCUCCUCACCCCUAAAAGCAAGAAGACCCAGAAAACUCCCUUUAACUACCCGUCCAGUCAGUCGCCCAGGCAUGAGUCCUACUUAGCCAAAGCCACCUCCAUGCCAGAUGCUGAGGACCAAAGCAUGAUGGGUAGAUUUGUCAGGGUGGAGCGACAGGUGGAGGACAUGGAGAAGAAGCUGGACUUCCUGGUGGACAUGCACAUCCAGCACACGGAGCACCUGCAGGUGGACUCGGCCGGCACCGCCCGCAUGACCCUGGAGGCCUGCGACUCCACGAUGAACGGUGAGAUCCGGCAGGUUUUCCUCAACUACGCCGAGGUUUUCCCGCCGCUGUCGUACCAGGUGCCCGUCAGGAAGGUGGGCCUGAGCUGCAGCCGAGGGGGCGGAGCGGCGGGAACCCGUCCUCCGGGCGCCGUCGCCACGUACACGGAGCGACCCACCGUGCUCCCCAUCAGUUCCCUGCAGGACCUGUCGGCGGGGCCGGGCAGGACCAUGGGGGGGCGGGGGGGCGACUCGCCGCUCUCCAUGCUGUCGGUGAACCACGAGGAGCUGGAGCGCUCGCCCAGCGGCUUCAGCAUUUCUGGGGAGCGGGAAGGGGCGGACCUGUCCAUGGGGACCGGGAUGGCGACGGGCGAGGCCAGCUGGACCAGACCCAGACCCAGCUACCUGGCGGAGGGGGAGACUGACACGGACACGGAYCCCUUCACGCCCAGUGGGGGGGCCAUGCCCCUCUCCUCCACGGGGGAGGGGUUUGGAGACUCUGAGUGGAACACGCCUCCCUGAGGGGCCUCCCGUAAAUCCGUCUGUAAGACCCUCACUCCAACCCGAGAAACGUCUGGGUCCACGCCGCUCCGUUGGGCCGAACCUUCAGGAUGAGGGCGGGUUUUAUCUGCCCCGAUGCUGCAGGUCCAACAGGGACCACCGGUCCAGACAGAGCGUGGCGUCUGCCUGGGGGAAAACAAAAAAACAAAAACAGUUUGUAAAAAAAAACAACUCUGUACAGGACUCCACAAAAAUCUAUCUGGAUUAAAAAAACAUUAUUCUACAUAUUAUAUACACCCAAAAGCUUUACUGCUGCAAAGCCACGCGCACUGCAUGUACCGCAUGCACGUUUAGUGUAGACGCCGCAAAACUUCAGGACACCGAGACAAGGAAGAGCCCAGAGCUACAUUUACCUGCUAUGCCAUUUUCUAACACCUGUUUUUAUAUGAACACAUCCUCAUUGUUUCUGCACGGUUUGCAUGACGACGCACCAUUUCAGGAGGCGGAGAGCAGAACCUGGAACCAGAAGUCUCCUGUUUGUUUUACACUGAUGUCAUGUUUGUUUUACACUGAUGUCAUGUUUGUUUUACACUGAUGUCAUGUUUGU
This is a messenger RNA of Austrofundulus limnaeus, 3199 nucleotides long. It is a transcript of the gene kcnq3, whose product is annotated as potassium voltage-gated channel, KQT-like subfamily, member 3. NCBI's taxonomy places the organism in Eukaryota, Metazoa, Chordata, Actinopteri, Cyprinodontiformes, Rivulidae. Gene Ontology annotation, cellular component: voltage-gated potassium channel complex; membrane. The record is from RefSeq and is a predicted model, not a curated record. Gene Ontology annotation, molecular function: voltage-gated potassium channel activity. Gene Ontology annotation, biological process: potassium ion transmembrane transport.